UUGGGACAACACUUGUUGUUGGGCAUAGUGCCCAUUCUUUCCGUACCCAUUUCGGGCGUCCAAAGCGGUGGUCUUCUGGCCCGAGCCCUGGCCCGAGAGGGGAAGCCCUCCCCCGCGCUGCUCCGGGCCACGGCAGGCCAGGGCUUCCUGCCGGACGCGCGGCGGGAGGAGGGCGACUCCCCCGCCACGCUCUCUCGCCAGCCAUGGCCGCGGAGGGCUCGCCUCCGAGACCAUGACGGAGGAGGAGCGGGAGGCCCCUGAGAAGCAGGGAGACGUCGAGGAGGCGGGCGAGGACUUGCGCGAGGACGAGGAGGACGAGGAGGAAGAGGAGGACGAGGAGGAAGAGGAGGCGCCCGCGGCCGCCGACAGGGAGAGGAUCGAUGCGGAGGUGGCCAGACUCCGAUCGCACUGGACGGUCGGGGUCUGCAGAGGCGCUCUCGUGGAGUGGAGCUGCUUCCGGGUGGAGGAGGAAGCGCGCGGCGCGUUCGCCGCCGGAGCCCCGCUCUCCAGAGUGCUUUUUGCCCCGGGUGCGGUGCCCGCCGAGUUCUUCAGCCUGGACUCGGUGGACAUCGCCAUGAUACUGCUGGCGUGCGACACGGGGGAGACCCCGGACCGGGGCGGGGUGGCCGAGGCGAUGCGGGUCGGCGCCGUGCCUGCCGUGCCGCCGGACCGUAGCCUUCUGCAGCAGUGGCUCGUGCAGAAGCUGAUGCGGGCCGCGUUCACGAGGAGGACGGUGAGGUUCUUCUCCACCUCCCCGCUGCGCGGCACCUCCCUCUGCUUCUUCGACGUCCGGCGCCACCCCGCCGUGGCGGGCCACGUGGCGCUGACGCUGGACGACGCGCCCUGCCGCCUCGGGCCCGGGAGCUCGCGCGUCGCGGAGGUGCGCGGGCUGCUGCAGCUGCACGGUGCGCGUGCCACCUUCAUGGUCGUUGGCAGAUUUGUGGACGGGCACGAGGACCUUUUUGUGGAGUGCAAGUUGCGAACGAGGCGUUUCCCCAUGCGACCACCGAUGUGUGUGUGCCCGCGGCGGGAGCACUGCGCUGCACCGGGGGGUAAAGGCCAAUCGCUUUGAAGACUCUGAGUGCAACAACGCCUACGCAGAGAGGGCUGCCUAGGCAGGUUCAGCGCAGUACGAACCGCAAGCUAAGGGCAAGCUACAUGUACCCAGAGGAUGUCCCACGCCGUGCUCAUCAGUGCUAUGUCAUGCG
Messenger RNA from Prorocentrum cordatum, 1208 nucleotides. NCBI's taxonomy places the organism in Eukaryota, Dinophyceae, Prorocentrales, Prorocentraceae. The record is from the annotation of a GenBank genome assembly.